UGUGUUUUUCUCUUCUUCUGGAGUAUAUUCCUGUUGUCUUUCCUCGUUUGGAUCGUCGAUUGUUUUUCAACCCCCUUUUUUUUCUUUCUUCUUCUUCUCCUUCUUAUUUUAAUAAUCCUGUUUUUUACUCUUGUGGCUGGCUCACUUGACUCACUUUCCCCCCCCCAACUGGUUUGGCGACGCUCAUACUCAUUCAUACUCAUAUCCUACAACCAUCAUCUUUGCAUAGCGGAAUCAAUUCAUUCGAGCGUAUCAUUCAACAACAAAACACAUUGGCCUGGUUUACCGAAGCGCCUUAAUAAGCAGCGUGGACUUAAUACAAAAAAGAAAGAUACCCCCAAGAGACAUCACACACACCGAUAUACAUAAUGACGGGACCGGGUUAUAUCACAAAGAGCGGUACCGCCCAACGGAUGGGACAGGGUGUAACCAAGAAUCGGAAGGCAACCCACACUGGCGGAGGACGUGCAUGGAGCGAGGCUGAGGAGCAUUACCUCGUUGAGACUCGCCUUCAAAAAGUACCUUACAAGCAGAUUGCCGUCCACCUUAAUAAGACGGAGCUCGCAUGUCGGCUGCACUAUCAUCAGAUCACCACCGGUCGACGGAAGGAGUCCAUCUCAGAGUCUUCUCCUGAGAUGGCUGUCCAGGGUUCCCUCUUGGCUGCUCCCCCGGUUCUCCCUCCGGCUUCACAGCUGCCGACCGAGCACGUCUCGAUGCACAGGAGGAACGAGAGCUACAGCUCGACGUCGUCGGGCGGCUCAGUCCAGCUCCCUAGCAUCGUCGACAACUGGGCAUUUCCCCAACUACCCAUCAUCUUGCCCAAGCCCGCGGCCAUGCCUGAUCCAAAUUCACAAUCUGUACCCCGAUACCGCGAGGAUCUAGUCUAUAUGGAACCUCAUCCUCAUGCCACUCAACACCAUGAGAUGCACGGAGGUUUCUCCCUGCCGUCCACCGCGACGCAGCCUCCCGCCCGUGUCGACGUCUCUCGUCUUCACGCCAUAUACAAUACCCACCGAGCUACUUUCUGGGACGCAGUGGCUAGAGAUUACGGCCUGAACGCGUCGCCUGACAUGUUGGAGACGGCGUGGAAGCUCAACCAGAGAGUAGCACAGCCCGCUAUGCCUCCCACACCCGCGACAAGUCCCAAAGUUGAGUUGAGGCGGGAUAGUAGCGCGGACAGGACGAGCAUUGCGUCUAUUCUGGGGACGAAUGCUCCUGCUACUCCCCCUGGUCAAUGGUAAAGAAACAUUUUGAAUAUAUAACCUUUUUCUUUUGUAGACCUGCUUUUAUUGGGAAAUGGGAAAUAUGUUUGGUGUUUGGCUCUUAUUCCUUGGCAUAGGAAUUAGCGGA
This is a messenger RNA of Trichoderma harzianum CBS 226.95, 1350 nucleotides long. RefSeq lists its product as hypothetical. The coding region runs from base 369 to 1241 and encodes 290 amino acids. Lineage: Eukaryota; Fungi; Ascomycota; Sordariomycetes; Hypocreales; Hypocreaceae. The record is from RefSeq and is a predicted model, not a curated record. The transcript is spliced from 2 exons.